Messenger RNA from Cajanus cajan (pigeon pea), 3079 nucleotides. Its product is annotated as protein phosphatase 2C 50. The record is from RefSeq and is a predicted model, not a curated record. NCBI's taxonomy places the organism in Eukaryota, Viridiplantae, Streptophyta, Magnoliopsida, Fabales, Fabaceae. Gene Ontology annotation, biological process: protein dephosphorylation. Gene Ontology annotation, molecular function: cation binding; protein serine/threonine phosphatase activity.
UUAAUGAUGUUUUGUUCCUUUUCUUCCAAUCCAUGGGUUUCAGGUGUCAAAGUGUGUGGAAUUAAGAUAGAGAAAAAAAAAAAGAGUGUGUGUGUGUGUGAGAUAGGGAGAAGGGAAGGAACCAACCAACCAGACCCUACACCGUUGACAAAAUUAGAGAGCGCGCGCGCCUGUGAUGCGUUGCGUUGCCUCAGAUCCAGGCAACUCAUGGUGGUGUGUGGAAAAGGGUGUCAUCUUUUUAGGGUUUCCUUGUGAUUCUUGAGACUUUACCUUUUGUGGGUUUCUUUCUCAUGAUCUAUUUCUUCUUUCUUGUGUUUAGAGAUAAGGGGUGCUUUUGUUUUUGAAAUUUGUUUCCUUUUAACUGGUGGGGUUUAGUAUUUGUGAGUGCAAUAUGUUUUUGUGCAGAUAAAGUUUGGUGUUUUGUUUUAAUGUUUUUCAGGAUGUUUCUCUCUCACUAGAGUUGACAGAGGUUGAUGAAGUUGGUAAUGCUUGAGAAGGGUGUAGCAAUUGGCAUAGCUUUUUAUGAUUGAAAAAAAAUUCCAUAAAUGGAAGUUGGGAUCCUUUGAUGUUGACCAGAUCUGAGUACCCCAUUUCAUUUUCACCACCUUUUAGCUAGUUCAUGCCUUGCAUCGCCUGAAUUUGCCUCUUUUGUCUUAUAGGGCUCAUUAGGAAUGGAAAAUGCCACCCUUUCACAUUCUAAGAUCCUAUUCAAUCACAAAAGCAGGUGGCCAAUUAGUUGAAGUAUGACAGGUUUUGUGAUAUCAGAGCGGUGGGAGGGUAACUUUUUGUCCUACCUAGAUAGGGAUUUCAAUGGAGGAGAUGUCCUUUGUGGUUGCAGUGCCAUUAAGAGUAGGUAAUUGUAAUUCAGUCUGUGAUAAACCAACCAUAGCUACCCACAUGGAUGUAUCCAGAUUUAAGCUGAUGGCGGAUACAGGCCUUUUAUCUAAUUCUGCAACUAAGGUUUUCACCGAGACGGUUGCGGGUUCUGAGGAUUGUCAUGAUAGUGGCAAUUUGGAGGAUGAAGUUGGUAUUACUGAAGCAUGUGAUAGGGUAGUUGAGAGUCCUUUGUUGGAUAUGAUAUCCCAAAAUAGAAGUGCUUUGGUUGCUGGUGAUGAAGAGUUAACCAUGGAAAUUGAGGAGGAUUCGUUGUCAUUGGAAGGCGACCAUGUUGUUGAUAGCUCGUGUUCUCUUUCUGCAGUUAGUGAGAACAGUAGUGUGUGUGGAGAGGAGUCCUUUUGUUUUGAUGCUACUUCAGAUGUUGGGACACCGUGUUCUGCAUACGUAGAGAAGAGCAUCUGUGCUGCCAAUAUUGUUCCUGAGGUUGUUGACUUGGGGGAGUCAAAUGUUGCGACAGAUAUUAUGACUGAACCUCUUUCUGUGGCAGUGAGGCUUGAAGAAGAGACUGGUGUUAGAUCUGGCCCAAAGCCUUCUGCAGUUGUUCUUCAUCAGUUGCCUCAGGAAAAGGUGGUGAGUGGAACGGUUGGUAGAAGUGUUUUCGAAUUGGAUUAUACCCCACUUUAUGGAUUCAUAUCUCUGUGUGGAAGAAGACCAGAGAUGGAAGAUGCAGUUGCAACUGUACCUCGAUUUAUGAAAAUUCCUAUUCAAAUGCUAAUUGGUAAUCGGGUACUUGAUGGAAUGAACAAGUGUUUUAAUCAGCAGAUGACUCAUUUCUUUGGAGUCUAUGAUGGCCAUGGUGGCUCUCAGGUUGCAAAGUAUUGUCGUGAACAUAUCCAUUUGGCCUUGACUGAGGAAAUAGAAUUUGUCAAGGAAGGUCUAAUCAAUGGGAUUACUAAGGAUGAUUGCCAAGAUCAGUGGAAAAAAACUUUCACCAAUUGUUUCUUAAAGGUCGAUGCUGAAGUUGGAGGAAAAGUUAAUAAUGAACCUGUUGCCCCAGAAACUGUUGGCUCCACUGCUGUUGUUGCUGUUAUUUGUGCAUCUCAUAUCAUAGUUGCAAAUUGUGGUGAUUCAGGAGCGGUUCUAUGUCGUGGAAAAGAACCUAUGGCUUUAUCAGUGGACCAUAAACCUAACCGAGAUGAUGAAUAUGCAAGAAUUGAGGCAGCUGGAGGGAAGGUGAUUCAAUGGAAUGGUCAUCGUGUAUUUGGUGUUCUUGCAAUGUCAAGGUCUAUUGGUGAUAGAUAUCUGAAGCCGUGGAUCAUUCCGGAACCGGAGGUUACAUUUCUUCCCCGUACAAAAGACGAUGAGUGUCUUAUUCUGGCCAGUGAUGGUCUCUGGGACGUUAUGACGAACGAAGAGGUGUGUGAUCUUGCUAGGAGACGAAUACUUCUUUGGUACAAGAAAAAUGGCUUGGAACAACCCUCAUCAGAAAGGGGAGAUGGAACUGACCCUGCUGCACAAGCAGCAGCAGAGUUUCUAUCAAACCGCGCCCUCCAGAAAGGAAGCAAGGAUAACAUCACUGUGAUUGUGGUUGAUUUGAAACCCCAAAGAAAAUAUAAGAGCAAAACAUGAUGAUGAUGAUGAUCACAAUGAUAGCAAGCUUAAUAUAAUCCAAUAUAAUUUUGCCCUCAAAUUUUUCACCAGGGCAUUUCCCUUAGCUCAGCAAGAUUAGCACUAUGUACUAUAAUACAUAUUCACCUUCCCUAGAAAACUCUCAGCUAAUUAAGGGUCUCCUUGUUUACUAUGCUGCAUUGUAUUCAUUAUUAUUAUGCCUCCGAGUGCAAAUUAGGCUCAGUGAGGCAUUUACUUGAUAUUAUUUUAGCCUGUGUGUUGAUAAAGAAGCAGUAGCUAAUUGGCAAGAGUGACUUUCAAUGUGUGAUCCACUGUCACAGGUUUUACUGUUACCUGAUUCCUCCCCUCAAUUAUGCAGCAAAUCAAGAAAUUUGUGUCGGUGGUGGAUUCAUAUCAAUGGCCAUGAUCCAAGUCCAGUGAUGAUGGUGGGGGACAAGGGUGCCUAAGAAGAAUCACUGUUCCUUUAUUCUUUUUGGGGACUAUGAAUUGAAUGGUGUACCUGUGCAUAAUGUUGUCAGCAUGUUGUUACACGUAAUUCUGAAAGUAACUAGUUGUAAAUAGGCAUUUGGCUUAUCAAUUAAUUGGUGCACUCUGAUAUGCAUUCUUCUUUUAA